AUGGCCCGUAGAAUAUCUGUCUACGACAAGGAAUGGUUGGAGAAGAAGUGGAUGAGGCCUGAUUAUGAGGUGUGGUUGAAGGGCGGGAUCGAUUGGGUGAGAGGGAUGACUGCAGGCUUGAGUGCCCAGAGGUACGAGAUGGGGGUGCUCACGGCUGAUGGAAAGUUCAGAGAUGGCGAGUAAAGACGACAUGGGGUCGCCGAGUCACUAUGCCUGGACUGGCUGAUGGAUAGGGGACUGACUGGACACAG
This is a messenger RNA of Pyricularia oryzae 70-15, 251 nucleotides long. RefSeq lists its product as uncharacterized. Bases 1 to 183 code for a protein of 60 amino acids. The transcript is spliced from 2 exons. The record is from RefSeq and is a predicted model, not a curated record. Lineage: Eukaryota; Fungi; Ascomycota; Sordariomycetes; Magnaporthales; Pyriculariaceae.